UCUCCCUCGUUGAACGGUCUCUGGUUCCACUUAUCUUAAAGCCCCUCCUCGUCGACUCUUCUCUCUCUCUCUCUCUGGCCUUCGUUAUUUAUUAACUUAUUGUGCUUGCUAUUCUUGUCGUGCGUGUUGUCUGUUAUGUAUUGGACCUUACCAGUAGCAGUACUUUGAGUUUGUUGGGAGACGAAAAUGGGGUUCUUGAUCUCAACUAAGGUUGUCUAUGUUCUAGUUCUUGGCAUCUUGUUCUUGCAUUCCUUCACUACUACUGAGUUUGGAACGAACGCUCAACCCUUGGCACAAAACGAAGUGAAAGCUCUGCAAGCAAUAUCCAGAAAAUUAAAGAACUUAAAUUGGAGUAGUAGUAUCAACGAGAAUUUUUGCCAGGAUAGGAAUGUCAACACAAGUACAACCGACGGUGGAACUCGUAAUGUCACAUGCGACUGUACAAAUGGCACUGUUUGCAGCAUCACAGGAAUUGAACUGAAGAGUCUCAAUUUAAUUGGAGUUCUACCGGCUGAAUUUGGAGAUUUUACUAAUCUGCGAAUACUCGAUCUCACUCACAAUUAUAUCAGUGGAUCAAUUCCAACAAGUUUUGCUAAGCUCCCACUUGUCAAAUUGUCCCUUUUGGGAAACCGGAUAAGUGAAGUUCCUCUGAAAAUUGGUGACAUUAGUUCACUCGAGGAGCUGGUCUUGGAAGAUAAUCUGCUAGAAGGACCACUUCCUGAAAGCCUUGGAAAUUUGAGCCACUUGAGAAGACUCCUUCUUUCUGGAAACAAUUUUACAGAUGCAAUACCGAAAACAUUUGGCAAUUUAAAUAAUUUAGAAGACUUUAGGAUAGAUGGGAGCAGAAUAUCAGGGAAAAUACCCGAUUUUGUUGGGAAUUGGAUCAAUCUUACAAGACUUGAUAUGCAAGGCACGGCCAUGGAAGGCCCCAUUCCUUCUAACAUAUCCAGGUUGACGAACUUAGAACAAUUGAGGAUAUCUGAUUUGAAAGGAUCAAGUAUUGGAUUCCCUCAUUUGCAGGAUUUGAAGAAGUUAAAAUAUUUGGUGCUUAGGAAUUGCUUAAUCACUUCUUCAAUCCCAGUUUAUAUUGGAGAGUUGACAAAAUUGAAGAUAUUAGACUUGAGCUUCAAUAAUAUCAGCGGCCGAAUUCCAGACGAAAUUGGAGGAGUGGAUCUAGAUUUUAUGUUCUUAACCAACAACUCAUUAAGUGGGGAAGUACCUCAGUGGGUAUUGGACAGCAAAAAUAACUUGGAUAUAUCUUACAACAAUUUUUCAGGGUCAACAAUCACUAAUUGUGGAGACCAGUCACUUGUGAAUAUGGUUUCCAGUUAUUCAUCUCUUGGGGCCAACUCAGGCAGUUGGUGUUUGAAGAAAGGCCUCCCCUGUCCAAGAAAAGCACAAAAUUAUGAAUUGUUUAUUAAUUGUGGAGGAGAGAGGAUCACAUUCGAGGAGAAGGAGUAUGAAGAGGAUUUGAAUAAGGGUGGCUUAUCGCAAUUUAGUUCUCGUUCUGAAAAAUGGGCUUACAGUAGUACAGGGGUUUUCACGGGUAAUGACAAGGCUAGCUACCUCGCGAAGAGUACAGGUUCUUUGAACGUGACUGACCCAAACUUCUACCGAACAGCCCGACUUUCCCCACUAUCACUUAAGUACUACGGUCUUUGUUUGCGAAAGGGAAGCUACAAAGUAAAGCUCUACUUUGCUGAGAUAAUGUUUUCUGAUGAUCAGACAUUUAGCAGCCUGGGGAGGCGCAUAUUUAAUGUCUCAAUUCAAGGGAAUUUAGUUUUGAAGGAUUUUAAUAUUAUGGAUGAAGCCAAAGGUGCUGGUAAAGGCAUCAGCAAGGAAUUUGAUGUUUCUGUUGAAGGUAGCACUCUGGAGAUUCAUUUGUACUGGGCAGGGAAAGGAACUACUGCCAUUCCUGAGAGAGCUGUCUAUGGUCCUCUUAUUUCUGCCAUUUCAGUGAAAGCAAACUUUGAUGUUUCACGUGGUCUAUCUGCCGGAGCUAUUGCUGGCAUUGUACUUGCAUCAUGUGUGCUCCUUGUACUGGCUUUGGCAGCUCUCCGAAUGAAGGGUUAUCUAGGGGGGAAAGACCUUGAAGAUAAUGAACUACGUGGACUAGAUCUACAAACAGGUCAUUUUACCUUGAGACAAAUUAAAGCUGCCACCAGUAACUUUGACCCUGCAAAUAAGAUAGGUGAAGGAGGUUUUGGGCCAGUUUAUAAGGGUGAACUAUCAGAUGGUGCUCUAAUCGCUGUUAAGCAGCUAUCCUCCAAAUCAAAGCAAGGGAGCCGUGAAUUUGUCACUGAGAUAGGCAUGAUAUCUGCACUACUGCACCCAAAUCUUGUGAGGCUCUAUGGAUGCUGUAUCGAAGGAAACCAGUUGUUACUAAUAUAUGAAUACAUGGAAAACAAUAGUCUUGCCCGUGCACUUUUUGGGCGCGAGGAGCACAAGCUACACUUGGAUUGGCCUACAAGGAAGAAGAUAUGCUUGGGAAUAGCCAGGGGGUUAGCUUAUCUUCAUGAGGAAUCAAGAUUGAAAAUAGUUCACAGAGACAUAAAGGCAACAAAUGUUCUCCUUGAUAAGGAUCUAAAUGCCAAGAUAUCUGACUUUGGUUUAGCUAAGCUUGAUGAAGAAGAGAACACACAUAUCAGCACAAGAAUUGCUGGAACAAUAGGUUAUAUGGCUCCAGAAUACGCAAUGAGGGGUUACUUGACUGACAAAGCAGAUGUUUACAGCUUUGGAGUAGUUGCCUUGGAGAUUGUUAGUGGGAAGAGCAACACAAGUUACAGGCCAAAGGACGAGUUCGUUUUUCUUCUGGACUGGGCAUAUGUCCUACAAGAGCAAGGAAACCUUCUAGACCUAGUGGAUCCAAGUCUUGGGUCAAGCUACUCCUCUGAAGAGGCAAUGAGAAUGCUCAACUUGGCUCUCUUAUGCACCAAUCCCUCUCCAACUCUCAGACCAUCAAUGUCUUCCGUAAUAAGUAUGCUUGACGGAAAAAUUGCAGUUCAGGCACCAAUAAUCAAGCGCAGUGAAACAAACCCCGAUGCAAGGUUCAGAGCCUUUGAGAAGCGAUCCCAAGACAACAGCCAAACUCAUAUCUCUUCAUCGUCUCAAGACAGUCGCAGUCACAUGCGGGGUGGCAUAUCAAUGGCGGAUGGACCUUGGAUUGAUUCCUCCAUCUCUCUCCCCAGUAAGGACGACACCCGAGACCAUUCUUCAUCGAGCAAGCUUCUCAAGGAUCUAUACGAUGUUAAUUUGAGUGAUUAAUAUUGAUGAAAAUAACAAAGAUUAUCACAUUCUGUCUUGGUCUUUCUUUAGAUUCUAAUUUCUAUUGUAGGUAUAUAACAUAUACUUGUGGUGUCAGGACAACAGUUGAAAGAAUACUGUUGUUAGAUUAUUUUACCAGAUUCUAGUGGCGGUCUGUGUUCGCCACUCCGCCGGUAUGGAUUUCCGGCCACCUCUUGCGGUGGUUGUAGUUUUUAUUUUUGUUUUAUUUUUAAUUUUGAAGAUUUUAUCGAAUAAAUCGUGUAGUUGAGAUUUUUAAAACACCAUAAAA
Molecule: messenger RNA, 3553 nt
Organism: Juglans regia (Persian walnut)
Lineage: Eukaryota; Viridiplantae; Streptophyta; Magnoliopsida; Fagales; Juglandaceae
Product: probable LRR receptor-like serine/threonine-protein kinase At1g53430
Exons: 24
Coding region: 187-3264 (1025 amino acids)
Biological process (GO): protein phosphorylation
Molecular function (GO): ATP binding; protein kinase activity; protein binding
Source: RefSeq, a predicted model, not a curated record